Messenger RNA from Ornithorhynchus anatinus (platypus), 1423 nucleotides. It is a transcript of the gene CAPS, whose product is annotated as calcyphosine. Gene Ontology annotation, molecular function: calcium ion binding. The record is from RefSeq and is a predicted model, not a curated record. NCBI's taxonomy places the organism in Eukaryota, Metazoa, Chordata, Mammalia, Monotremata, Ornithorhynchidae. The transcript has 5 exons. Bases 25 to 828 code for a protein of 267 amino acids. Gene Ontology annotation, cellular component: vesicle.
GAUGGCGGCGCGGCUUCCGGCGGGAUGGCGGGGCCGUCGCCCGUGCAGAUCCGCGAGGCCAACGCGCACUUGGCGGCUGUGCACCGGCGGGCGGCGGAGCUGGAGGCCCGCCUCGGGGCGGCGGAGCGCACGGUGCGGGAGCAGGCCGAGAGCCUCAUCCGCAAGGACGACCAGCUGAGGGGGGCCCUGCGAGACCUAGCCCAGGCCAAGGACAGCCCUCGAGUGACUGACGUGGAAGGAAGGAAGAGGACUGCUGCCAUGGAGACUGGCAGAGACCCCAUAGAGAAGCUUCGGGCACAGUGUCUGGCUCGUGGAGCAUCUGGGAUCAAAGGCCUGGCUAGGUUUUUCCGCCGCCUGGACACAGAUAAGAGCCAGGCCCUGGAUGCGGCUGAGCUGCAGCAGGGCUUGGCGGAACUAGGCUUACACUUGGAAGCCGCUGAAGUGGAGCAGCUAUGCAAGCGGUAUGACCGUGAUGGCAGUGGUACCGUGGACUUGGAGGAGUUCCUGCGUGCAGUGCGGCCUCCCAUGUCCAGGGCCAGAGAGGAGGUCGUAGCCGCCGCCUUCGCCAAGCUGGACCGCAGCGGGGAUGGCGUGGUGACCGUGGGGGACUUGCAGGGCGUGUACAGUGGCCAGAGCCACCCGAAGGUCCGGAGCGGGGAGUGGACAGAGGAGCAAGUGUUGCGCCACUUCCUGGACAACUUCGACUCUCCUGACAAGGACGGUCAGGUGACGGCUGAGGAGUUCCUGGAUUACUACAGUGGGGUGAGCACCUCCGUCAACACAGACGAAGAGUUUGUAGCAAUGGUGCAGAGUGCCUGGCGGCUGUAGCGCUCUCCUCCACCUUGGACCGGGAGACCAACCAUCAGUGCUUCCUUCCCGCUUUCCCCAGUUUCGCUCAUCGUGCCCUCUGUCCCCUUAGGACGCUGCAGGCUAGGGCUGACCCCAGCCACCUUUCAGCCUUAGCUCUGGGGUUAAGGAGAGUCAGGACUCUUCCUCUCCUCUGUCUAGCCCUCCCAUCAACACCUCCUUGGCUUUGGGAAAGGAACUACGUUGCCUCCCCACACUAGGCCACUACACAUAGGACCAGGGAAACUGAGCCAGUGCAAACAAAGCAGGUCCCCAUAGUGAGUUCCAGUCCCCAAAUCCUCCCCAACUGCCAUAUCCGGCACUGUUCUUCCACUUGCUUAGAAUGAAAUCUGCAUUGCCUGAAAAAAUUCUGUUUCCUUGUGUUCAUCGAUACGGAAAUGGGAGGGGAGAGGUGGUUCCUUGGCGUCUGGGCAUUCUCUCCUUGGCUGGCACAGCCAGAAUCAACGUGAAAACCAAUCUCCCUCACUGCAUCCUCAGCACACCUCGGCACACUUACACUUUGAGCCCCAUGGGGGAUGGGUACUGGGUCCAACUUGAUUAACAUAUCUACUCCAGC